AUGCAUGGAGACUAUGUCAUCGGAGGUGUUUUCUCCAUACACCGCUACAAACAAACAGUGGAGAAUAACUACACCACCAUGCCUGAGCCUCUCAAGUGCACAGGGAGUCUGGAGUCCAGUGAACUGCGUUUCUCACGCGCAAUGAUCUUCGCCAUCGAGGAGAUUAACAACAGCUCGGAGCUGCUGCCAGGCAUCAAACUCGGUUAUCAGAUCCACGACUCGUGCGCCGAAGUACCCGUGGCGGUGCAAGCGGCUUUCAAACUGUUAAAUGGUCUCGACCCGGUGUUUUACACGGGCGAUAAUUGCUCACAGUCAGGUAUGGUGAUGGCCAUCAUCGAAUUACACUUAAAAGAGUCACACUGUUGUUUUCCUCAGGUGAGCCACUUUGCCACUUGUGCGUGUCUGUCCGAUAAGCAGCAGUUCCCGACUUUCUUCAGAACAAUCCCGAGUGAUCAGUUCCAGGCUGACGCGCUGGCCAAGCUGGUGAAACACUUUGGCUGGACUUGGAUAGGUGCUGUCCGCUCGGAUUCGGACUAUGGCAAUAACGGCAUGGCGACUUUCCUGCAAGCAGCCCAGAAGGAGGGGAUCUGUGUGGAAUACUCUGAAUCUUUCUAUCGGACCCACCCACGCAGCAGGAUCCAGAGAGUAGCAGACGUCAUCCGCAGGUCAACGGCAACAGUUAUCGUAGCAUUUGUAGCUUCUACAGAAUUCAGGAUCUUAAUGGAGGAGCUGUCACUGGAGCCCUCCCCUCCUCGCCAGUGGAUCGGCAGUGAAUCCUGGGUAACGAGCCGGGACCUGCUGAGGUUCAGCUUCUGUGCUGGAGCCAUUGGAUUUGGCAUUCAGCGAUCUGUCAUUCCAGGUCUGAGAGAAUUCUUGCUGGAUCUCUCUCCCACUGACGUGGCUGCGUCUCCACUGCUUACUGAGUUCUGGGAGGAGGCAUUCAACUGCAGGCUGGGAAAAAGUGAGGUGGUCAAGCUGAUUUUUAACAUGAUAUCAAUAUCUGUUGCCGUGGAUGAGAGAGUGUGUGAUGGAUCUGAAGACAUACAGACGCUCCAGAAUCCAUACACUGACACAUCUCAGCUCCGAAUCACUAACAUGGUGUACAAGGCUGUUUAUGCAAUAGCACAUGCCAUUCAUAAUUCAGUGUGUCAGGAAACAAAUUCUACAACUCAGUGUGACAAAAUCACCAGGGUAGAGCCCAGACAGCUUCUCACUCAGCUGAAGAAAGUCAAAUUUUCCCAAAAUGGUUAUGAUGUGUCAUUUGAUGCCAAUGGGGAUCCUGUGGCCACAUAUGAGCUGGUUAACUGGCAAAAGAGUGAAAGUGGCAGCACUGAGUUGGUGACAGUAGGUUUCUAUGAUGCAUCACUGCCGGCAGGCCAGGAGUUCAGUAUCAACAGGAACCUCACCUGGAUGGAAGGUAGAACACAAGUGCCUGUGUCAGUGUGCAGUGACAGCUGUCCUCCAGGAACCCGUAAAGUGCUGCAGAAAGGAAAACCCAUCUGCUGUUAUGAUUGUAUACUGUGUCCUGAGGGAGAGAUUAGCAAUGCUACAGAUUCUCCUGAUUGUUUCCCUUGCCCCAAGGAGUUCUGGCCAAAUGCAGAGAGAGACUCUUGUCUCCCCAAACCUGUAGAGUUUCUGUCCUUUGACGAGGUCCUAGGAAUCAUCCUGGCUGCAUUCUCAGUUGCUGGUGCCUGUCUUGCCAUUAUAACAGCGGCUGUGUUCUUUCGUCACAGGACAUCCCCGAUUGUCAGGGCCAACAACUCUGAGCUGAGCUUCCUGCUGCUCUUCUCCCUGACUCUCUGUUUCUUAUGUUCAUUAACUUUCAUUGGAGCACCCACUAAGUGGUCCUGCAUGCUGCGCCACACAGCAUUUGGGAUCACCUUCGUCCUCUGCAUCUCUUGUGUUCUUGGGAAAACAAUAGUUGUGUUGAUGGCCUUCAAAGCUACACUCCCAGGUAGUAACGUCAUGAAAUGGUUUGGUCCUCCACAGCAAAGAAUGACUGUGGUGUCUUUUACAUUUGGUCAAGUUUUAAUAUGUACCAUUUGGUUGGUUCUUAGUCCCCCUUUUCCGAUGAAAAACCUGACCACAUACAAAGAGAGGAUCAUCCUGGAGUGUGCAUUGGGCUCAGAUAUUGGGUUCUGGGUUGUGCUCGGGUACAUCGGCCUGCUGGCUGCCUUUUGCUUAGUGUUAGCUGUCUUAGCACGGAAACUACCUGAUAACUUUAAUGAAGCCAAGCUUAUCACCUUCAGCAUGUUGAUAUUCUGUGCAGUGUGGAUCACCUUUAUCCCAGCGUAUGUCAGCUCUCCUGGGAAAUUUACUGUGGCUGUGGAGAUAUUUGCCAUUCUGGCCUCCAGUUUUGGAUUAAUUCUGUGUAUAUUUGCUCCAAAGUGUUUCAUCAUAUUGUUUAGGCCAGAGAAGAACACAAAGAAACAUUUAAUGAACAAAAAUUAAAACUAACACAUCUGAGGUUUUGAAACAGUUAAGAUAUAUCUUAAAAUAUAGUUGUAGAGCCCAUGUUGCACACUUUCAACACAGUUUUCUCCUUGUUACAACUUUUUUUAUGUAUAAGAUUGUUCAACAAAAUUUUUAUUUUGUUAUCAGUUUUCUAAUGUCCUUAAAUAUGUUUUUGUCUUUUUUACAAAAGGCUUUUACUGAAUAAAGUAUAAAUACAUAACAAGAAUGGGUGGUUCUGGGUUCUGUCACAACAUUUUGCUGCUUUAUGUCAAGUAUGAAUCUUGUGAUUCAUUCAAGGGAGAAUAAAGCCACAUAUAAUGACCCUUUUAUGAGUUACAAAGCAGAGGACCCAAUAUGCACACACCAACAUGAGGAAGAAGGUGAACCAAGAAACUUUAACAUAAUAAACUUGCUCAAAAAAGGAACCAGAUGCAGCAAAAGGUGACUGGGUGUCC
This is a messenger RNA of Scatophagus argus, 2909 nucleotides long. Its product is annotated as extracellular calcium-sensing receptor-like. The transcript has 8 exons. Bases 1 to 2451 code for a protein of 816 amino acids. Gene Ontology annotation, cellular component: membrane. The record is from RefSeq and is a predicted model, not a curated record. Lineage: Eukaryota; Metazoa; Chordata; Actinopteri; Scatophagidae. Gene Ontology annotation, molecular function: G protein-coupled receptor activity. Gene Ontology annotation, biological process: G protein-coupled receptor signaling pathway.